GCAGUUUAUUUUUUCCCGGCGAACCUACGGUGGCGCAAUGACGGCGCUAACCCCAACAUUAACUUUCCGACAACUCCCACGUCUCCACAAAUUCCGCCCACACCAUUUUUCCCAUCCAUUUUCUUUUUCUUCAAUAAAAUCUUGUUAUUCAUUAAAUGAAGAUAUUAAAAAUCAAGAAAUAGAUACAAACACUAUAUCUAUAGAUAUAAAGCAAAACCCAGAAACUAUAUACAAAAAUAAUGAUAAUAAGAUUAAAAAGGCGAAACCUUUUUUUCCAAAAAGAGGUGAGACUUUGGAAUUAGUGUGUGAAUCUUUAGGGUUUAAGGGAAAAGGUGUGUGUAAAGUGGAGGAAACUGGGUAUGUUGUUAUGUGUGAUCGGGCGCUUCCCGGUGAACGGUUUCUUGGUCGGGUUACUCGAAAAAAGAAUAAUUACUCUGAGGUGACGAAAUUGAAGACGCUAAGUCCUCAUAGAGAUAUGGUGGAAGCACCAUGUGAAUAUGCUUCUCAUUGUGGAGGCUGUAAGACACAAAACCUAUUAUAUGAGGCCCAGGUCAGAGCUAAGGACGAACAAGUACGAGACUUGGUGGUACAUGUUGGGAAAUUUUCUCAUAGAGACCCAGAAUUUGAGAAUGUAAUGAAACCCAUUGUUCCAUGUGAUAUGCAAUUUCACUACAGAAAUAAGAUGGAAUUUUCUUUUGGUCCCAAACGAUGGUUGCCUAAGGAACAACUGGAUGAUAAAAGCCAAGAUGCUAAUGUCUAUUCUUUGGGAUUACAUGCUCCUGGUUUUUUUGAUAAGGUGUUAAAUGUCAACAAAUGCUUUUUGCAGAGUGAACCUGCAAAUAAGGUUCUUGCAGCCGUUCAAGAUUGUUGGAGGAUUCCAGAGCUAGGAUUAUCACCAUAUGAUUGCCAUUCUCAUGCUGGAUUUAUGAAGCACCUGACUAUAAGAAGCGGAAGAGAUGUCGAGACGCAGCUCCCUCAGCUUAUGGUAAAUUUCGUAACGUCUUCCUACAAGCCAGAGCUAUUGAAGCCUCUUGUUGACAAACUUGCAGUGUUUCCAGAAGUGGUAAGCAUCGUGAACAAUAUAAACACAUCCGUUGGUAACACAUCUGUUGGAGAGAAAGAGUACACACUAUAUGGGAAAGCUACCAUCACUGAGAUCUUAAGAGGAUUAGCAUUUGAAAUUUCAGCAAACUCUUUCUUCCAGACAAAUGCACACCAGGCUGAGAUUUUGUACAAGUUAGUUGAAGAGUGUGCUGGUCUGAAAGGAGAUGGCUCAGAAAUUGUCCUCGACCUAUUUUGUGGAACUGGAACCAUUGGCUUGACAUUAGCCAAAAAGGUAAAACAUGUUUAUGGUUAUGAAGUAGUCCCUGAAGCCAUCUCAGAUGCUCGUCGGAAUGCCAAUCUGAAUGGGCUUCACAAUGCCACAUUUAUCCAAGGGGAUCUUAAUAAAAUUAAUGAAAGUUUUGGAAAGGAUUUCCCAAAACCCGACAUUGUCAUAUCAGAUCCUAACCGACCCGGUAUGCAUACUAAUUUGAUAAAAUACUUGCUAAAGCUGAAAGCACCACGGAUAGUGUAUGUGUCAUGUAACCCCGCUACAUGCGCACGUGACCUUGAUUAUCUUUGUCAUGGUUCGGUGGAACAAAAGUUACAAGGAUGUUACACACUAAAAAGCUUACAACCUGUUGACAUGUUUCCUCACACUCCUCAUAUAGAAUGUGUUUGCUUGCUUGAGCUUUGUUGAUUGCAAAUUUCUCACCAUUUUAAAGACUACAAUUUUUGAUGAGACGACUGGUUAGGAAAGUAGACAGUUUACUUAAAAUCUAACGUAAUCGUAUUUCAUAGCAUAUCUUUUUAAGAUAAAUGAUCCCUCCACAAUAUCAUUUUUUGGUUUUUUGAGGCAUAUUUUUCUGCUGAUUCUAGUUAGCAUUGAUUUUGAUAUCUUGAUCAAGUUUCAGCAGGAUAUCAACUGAACAUGAUAUCAUAAAACCGUUGUAACAAUAUAUACCUGUAAUGAUACUUGUUCUAGUUAAGUGAGUAUCUAUGAAAUUAUUAGGACUUUAAAACCA
Molecule: messenger RNA, 2066 nt
Organism: Erigeron canadensis
Lineage: Eukaryota; Viridiplantae; Streptophyta; Magnoliopsida; Asterales; Asteraceae
Exons: 10
Coding region: 38-1741 (567 amino acids)
Biological process (GO): RNA processing
Source: RefSeq, a predicted model, not a curated record